Messenger RNA from Halichondria panicea, 1332 nucleotides. RefSeq lists its product as uncharacterized. The transcript has 7 exons. Gene Ontology annotation, cellular component: ribose phosphate diphosphokinase complex; cytoplasm. Gene Ontology annotation, molecular function: ribose phosphate diphosphokinase activity; magnesium ion binding. The record is from RefSeq and is a predicted model, not a curated record. The coding region runs from base 61 to 1128 and encodes 355 amino acids. Gene Ontology annotation, biological process: purine nucleotide biosynthetic process; 5-phosphoribose 1-diphosphate biosynthetic process. NCBI's taxonomy places the organism in Eukaryota, Metazoa, Porifera, Demospongiae, Suberitida, Halichondriidae.
CUUAUGUUAACGAUCUUUACCAGUAUUGUUUAGUAGAUCAACAUGUACCAUGUACAAUAGAUGGCUACUCCAUUUCACCGUUCUAAGAGUGGGAAUGUUGACUCCUCUAGUGCUCUGGCUGGGGAGCACCCUCCAGUACUGGUGCUGUACCACCCCUCCAUGAAGACCCUGGCUAGAAGCCUGGUGCAUGUCACAGAGGAGAGGCUGCUCAAUCUAACUGAGGGGGAGAGACACAGGUAUCGACGUGUUGAGUUGUGUGACUGCAUUAGAUGGGGUGCCUUCAAGGAUAACUGGCCAGAUAUCUUCAUCGACAACGUGCAGGGAAUUGCAGGAAGAGAUGUGAUUCUGCUGGUGAGCUUCGACAAUCCAGCGGUGGUGUUUGAGCAGCUGUCUCUGAUCUACCACCUGCCUCGUUACCUCAUCCGGUCCUUCCGUCUCAUCCUCCCCUUCUUCCCCACCGCCACAAUGGAGAGGAUCGACAAGGAGGGACAGAUUGUGACAGCCAAGACAAUGGCCACACUGCUGUCAGCAAUUCCAUUGGCCGCUCGUGGGCCGGCUCAGAUCUUUGUGUUUGACAUUCACGCACUGCAGGAGAGAUUCUACUUCAGUGACACUGUGAUACCAAGGUUGCUGUCAGCCAUUCCCCUGCUGAUUCAAGUGCUGAAAAAGCUGCCUGACUCCGACAAUCUCUCCAUAGCGUUCCCUGAUGAGGGAGCCUGGAAGAGAUUCCACUCGGACCUGGACCAAUGGCCCACAAUCACCUGCAUCAAGGUUCGGGGGGAGGGGGACAACAGAAUGGUGUCUGUCAGAGAAGGUAAUCCUAGUGGCAGACACGUGGUGAUAGUGGAUGAUCUGGUGCAAACUGGAGGGACUCUUGUGGAGUGUGCCAAAGCACUACAUACGGGAGGAGCAAGCAAGAUCAGUGUCUUUGUGACCCACCCUGUCUUCCCUAAAGAGUCAUGGAAAAAGUUCAUGCCAAGGGACGAGUCCCAGGUCCAGUUUGCCAACUUUUGGAUCACUGACUCGAUUCCACAUGCUCUGGAGAUUGUCAAGAACCCUCCAUUCAAACUGAUCUCUCUCUGUAGUGUCAUUGCUGACUCUCUACUAGGCUAUGAUCUCGUUAUAUAGUAACCAACAACCCCGGCUCCAAUUGCAUUGUGAAUUUUUUUAAUGUUCUAGCUAGUUUAUAAUUAUGUAGUGAUAACCAGUACCCACCCUCCUCCUCCCAUGCAUUGUGAAUUUUGACUUUUAUAUACAUUAUGUUGAAACGAGUGUUUUUGAAAUAUCUCGUUUGCACAAAAAUAAAAUAAAUCAAGAGUUAAAUAUUCAUCA